AUGGCCAAGCUCCUGGUGAAUGUGCCACAGAUGCAGCGCGAUUUGCAAUGUGCAAACGAAGAAAAUGCGUAUUUGCGCACGCUGUUGAAGCAAUUGAACAUCUCUGAUACCAGAACACUGCCAUCUUUUCACGAAAAGACCAAGAAUCCAAGUGUUAAGGAUAACGACGAUGUCGUGUUCGACCGCGCGCUUGCACGACGGCAGGCGCGUCUGGAAGCAGCCAACAGCUCUAGUGAAACGUUAACAACAAUUUUGGAGCUGAAGAGUGCCAACGAUCGCGUGUCGCUGCUGGAACGGCAGCUCCUCGACGCAGAAGAGACCAUUUGUCACCUCAAGGCUGAGAAGCUCGCGGCGCUACGAGACAUUGAGCGACUUAGUACUGUGGUAUCUGCUGGAGAAAUACAAGAGCUACCAAUGAACGAAGAGGACAAUGAGAAACAUCGUCGAUUGAUGCUGGGGUUGGAGACGAGAUUGGCUGAGCAGCAGAAAGUCCAUGCACUCGAGCAGGAACAACGCAUGGCUGUGAUACGAGACCAAGAGAGUGAACUGAAGACGCUGCGUGGUCAGUUGGAGGACAAAUUGAAACAACUCAAGGAUCUGGAGCAGAGAUACACGGAUUUUCUUGAGCUGGACGAACAGGUGACAAUGCAGCAGCAACGCGUUAAAGGCAGUUUGAUCAGUAUUUCGAAAGACAAAAGCGACGAAGACGACGGUGUGAAAGUGACGAAGCAACACAAUACUUUGAAUCCUGGUCGAUCGCGAGCUCCAGCAGACGCUGACGCAGUGAGCACUAAAUGGCAAGAAGAGUUAGUGCGUCAUCCGACACCUCACUUUGACAUGCAGUCACCUGAGGUGGCUUACAUUCUCCGAUCAUGGACAAACGAUAUUAAGAAGAUGCGAUACUUGCGUCGCUGGCUUAUACAGGUAGCGGUCAUGAAAGGACCACUGCCGGACGAUUUUCCCAUGGCCGUUGAGUUGCCACGGCUUUCACCCGAGGUGCGUGAUGGGUUUCUUAUACUCAUUCUUCCGCUACUUCGCAAGCAGACUGAGAGAGAGAUUCUUGCUUAUUCUCGCCAAUACAAUGACGGCGUUCAUACCGACUUACGUUUCCGUACAGUGCCGCGUCAAUAA
Molecule: messenger RNA, 1131 nt
Organism: Peronospora belbahrii
Lineage: Eukaryota; Oomycota; Peronosporomycetes; Peronosporales; Peronosporaceae
Source: the annotation of a GenBank genome assembly